Molecule: messenger RNA, 2490 nt
Organism: Rhinichthys klamathensis goyatoka
Lineage: Eukaryota; Metazoa; Chordata; Actinopteri; Cypriniformes; Leuciscidae
Gene: tph2
Product: tryptophan hydroxylase 2 (tryptophan 5-monooxygenase)
Exons: 11
Coding region: 555-2198 (547 amino acids)
Biological process (GO): serotonin biosynthetic process; aromatic amino acid metabolic process
Cellular component (GO): neuron projection
Molecular function (GO): iron ion binding; tryptophan 5-monooxygenase activity
Source: RefSeq, a predicted model, not a curated record
CAUCUGACCUCAAAGGAGGUGACAUUUACAUAAAUAAUGCUGACAUUUAAGUUCAUACUUCAUGGAAAUGAAUGCUCUAAUCUCACUGAAGCUCUUAUUUUCCUUGCUUUCUAUGUUGAACAUGUUUCUAAAUCCUGCCUCUGAAGGAUGCACUGUACAAAGGCAUUUAUAUCUUACAAAAAUGGUGGGUGAUGUCCUCCCCCUCUUUUCCUUCACAUCUGUAAAAUGAAGCCACAUUUAUGUGAAUCUUGAAAUCUUGAUGACUUUGCUCUAGAUUCAUUUCUCCUAGAGGGUGAGAUGAGCUUAUCCACUUCAAUCAGGUCUUGGACGAGCCGACAUUUCCUAAUGGAAGAGCCAUCCCCUCAAAAGCCAAUAUGAGUGAUAGCCUACCCUGUGCGAGAGUGGCCCUUCUCAACGUCAUUCGUCACAGUAUAUAAUCCCAGCUCUGAUACUGACGGGGGAGGAGUGUCAGGUACUGUGGCACAUGCAAAGUGCUCCCUGUGAUCUCCAAGGGACAGCUUAAAGAAAAAUCAAUAGUACCUUUGCCAUAGGAAAUGCAGGGAAAGAAGACAUCUCAAGAAACACUAACUAUGUCCGGCUCUGAACUACAAGCCAAUGCGAAGGGGCCGCAGACAGCCCCUAAAUCACCUAUUGGGCUACUUAGGAAGAGGGGUCAAGAUGUAAUUCCGAAGAUGCAACCUGCUAUGAUGAUGUUCUCCAGCAAAUACUGGGCUCGGCGAGGACUAUCUUUGGAUUCAGCAAUGUAUGACCAACAACACCUUGCAACCUCAAUGCAGCUCCGCAGGACAUCCUUUAAUCGGAUAGAUGAAAGACCUGACAAAGAGGAACAGAAAUCCACCUAUGACCUUGGGAAAUUAGCAGUGAUUUUCUCUCUGAAGAAUGAAGUGGGCUGUCUGGUGAAAGCGCUAAGACUCUUUCAGGAGAAACAUGUGAAUUUGGCCCACAUUGAGUCUCGCAGAUCCAAGAGAGUCCCCAAUGAGGUGGAGAUAUAUGCAGAGUGCAACUGCACAAAAAAAGAGUUCAAUGAGCUUGUGCAGCACCUGAAAGACCACGUCAACAUCGUCUCAUAUAACACACCUCAACAAGUGUGGUCUGCAGAGACUGACUGUUUGGACUGUGUGUGUGUUUUGGGAGGAUUGGCAGAUGGGGAAGGAAUACCAUGGUUUCCCCAAAAGAUCUCAGAGCUGGACCAAUGUUCACAUAGAGUGUUAAUGUACGGCUCAGAACUGGAUGCUGACCAUCCGGGCUUCAAAGACAAGGUGUAUCGGCAGAGGAGGAAGUACUUUGUGGAGGUUGCAAUGAACUAUAAAUUUGGGCAGCCCAUCCCACGAAUAGAGUACACACCAGAGGAAGUGAAGACAUGGGGAGUCGUUUUCAGAGAACUUACAAAACUCUAUCCAACUCACGCCUGCCGCGAGUACUUGAAAAACCUCCCUCUUCUCACAAAGCAUUGUGGGUACAGAGAGGACAACAUUCCACAGCUGGAAGAUGUGUCUCUGUUCUUACGAGAGAGGUCAGGGUUUACCGUACGACCUGUGGCUGGAUAUCUGUCACCACGAGACUUCUUGGCCGGCCUGGCUUAUCGAGUGUUUAAUUGCACUCAGUAUAUACGUCACAGCACAGACCCUCUCUACACACCAGAACCAGACACCUGUCAUGAACUUCUGGGUCAUGUACCACUCCUGGCCGAUCCCAAGUUUGCUCAGUUUUCUCAGGAGAUUGGCCUUGCAUCUCUAGGCUCUUCAGACGAGGAUGUGCAGAAGCUGGCAACAUGCUAUUUCUUCACAAUUGAGUUUGGGCUGUGCAAACAGGAUGGUCAGUUAAGGGCAUAUGGAGCAGGUCUACUGUCUUCUAUUGGAGAGUUAAGGCAUGCGCUUUCUGAAAAAGCAAAAGUGAAGAUGUUUGAUCCCAAAACCACAUGCUACCAGGAGUGCCUCAUUACAACAUUUCAAGAUGUUUAUUUUGUCUCUGAGAGUUUUGAAGAGGCAAAAGAGAAAAUGAGGGAAUUUGCUAAAACAAUAAAGAGGCCUUUUUCGGUCUACUACAACCCAUACACCCAGAGCAUUGAUUUAUUGAAGGACACCAGGAGCAUCGAGAACGUGGUUCAAGAUCUACGCAGCGACCUGACCACUGUCUGUGAUGCCUUGGGGAAAAUGAACACUUACCUUGGUAUCUAGACAAACAGUGUCACCAGUGCUUCAUUGUAGAAUACAAAUACAAAUGAUUUACAUGAUUAAAUUCAAUUUACAUUAAUACUGUAACAUUUGCAGUGAUGUUGAUUUUUCUGGGCUAAACAUCCAUUAGUCUUGCCUUGUCAUAAGGAUAUGUGUCACAUAAAUUAAAGGAAUAAGUUCAUUUAAAAAUGAAAAUUCUGUCAUCAUUUACUCACCCUCAAGUUGUUUCAAACCUGUAUAAAUGUCUUUCUUCUGCUGAACACAAAAGGAGAUAUUUUAAAGAAUGUUUGUAACC